AUGACCUUGCCCGACGUUGAUUCCCUUAAUGGAACAAACUCCCCGCAAAAUAUUCGGAAUAGCGAACAUCAGGCCCAGAACUCCGAUAAAGUUUCUGUGACUAAUGAAGAUGACCAGGACCUCCUGAAGCUUGGCUAUCGCUCUGUCUUGGCUCGAGGAUGGGGUUCAUUCGACAAUUUCGCCUGCUCCUUCUCGGCCUUGAAUUGUGUCGGAGGAAUCCGUGUGCUUUUCUAUAUCGCCCUAAGUGGAGGCGGACCGGCUGCCAUCAUACUGUCCAUCAUCACAGCCGCCUGUCUCGCUGAAGCGUGCUCCAGCUAUCCCGCCGCGGGGUCAAUUUACUACUGGGCCUUCCGAUCCUGGGGAGGGGGUAAAGUCGGCCGUUUCAUCUCGGUCCUCGUUGCGGCAUGGACAUUGGUUGCGUGGACCGCCUUUCUCGCGAGUGAUUCGUUUGGUGUCGCCAACUACCUGAUUUCCGAGAUUGUCGUGUUUGACCCGAAGACGAGCUUCCCAUAUGAAACGGCCGACGUACGAGCGCGCGCCGUGGCAUGGGCUAUCUCACUUCUUUUCCUGGCUAUCGCUACUUCGCUCAAUUUCCUGCCUCCGCGCAUGUACGCCUGGGUGUUCCGAGCGGGUGUGACGGUCAUUACCAUCGAUAUGCUGCUCAACUUCAUAUGGCUUCCCAUCGGCGUCUCUAAGACGUACGGCUUCCAGUCGGCCGAAUACGACUUAACGUCUACAUACAAUGGCGGAGAGACCAGUCCCGGACUGAACUGGGUUCUUUCCUGGUAUUUGGUCGGUAGUUGUCUCGUGGGACAGGAUGUGUCGGCCAAGAAGGCCGCCGCGAAGGGUAUCUACUGGGCAACUGUUGCGUUUGCGCUGUGCGGCUUCCCGAUCAUUAUCUUGUUUCUCUUCUGCAUGCCCCCGAUUGAGACAUUCUACAACACUAGCGCGCCUCAGCCGUUCAUCAAUAUGUACGCGAUGGCGCUCGGACCUCAUGCCCACGUUGUAAUGACCAUUGUCUCGAUGAUCGGAGCAAUUCUCAACACUUCGAUUGCGCUAGUUGCUGUAUCACGACUCGUAUUCGCCGUGGCACGCGAUGGCGUCUUCCCAUUCAGCGACGUGCUAUCGCGUGUGUCGAAGUCGAAGCGGCCUCACAACGCUGUCAUCUUCAUUUCCACCAUUGCCGCACUUCUCUGCACUCAGCUCCCGUCUCAAGUGGCCUUCUCAAGCUUGGUCUCCACUUCGGCUGCGGGUUCCCUCGCAGCAUAUGGUUUGCUUGGAACCGGUCGCGCUUUCAUCACGCGUCAAUCUUUCCGCCCAGGCUUUUGGGAUUUGGGCCGAUUUGGCGUGGUCGCCGCGGUGGUUACUUUCUUGUGGAACGGGUUUGCUUUUGCUGUUCUCUGCGCCCCGGCCUACUCGGAUAGUGCAAUCAACAAGGAUUCCACCUUGUUCAACUACGCGAUUGUGAUUAUGGGUGGUGUUACCAUCAUCGCAAUCGCUGAGUGGUGGCGCAAGUCCCAUGGUAUUUGGUUUGAGCAUAUCAAAUAUGUUGACUCAGAUACCAAAACAAAUCACUCUAUUGGAUGUGAGGAGAAGACGAAUGUCUCGGCCGGUACGACUGCCGUUUGA
Penicillium verrucosum is the source of this 1629-nucleotide messenger RNA. RefSeq lists its product as uncharacterized. Gene Ontology annotation, molecular function: transmembrane transporter activity. The transcript is spliced from 2 exons. Lineage: Eukaryota; Fungi; Ascomycota; Eurotiomycetes; Eurotiales; Aspergillaceae. Gene Ontology annotation, biological process: transmembrane transport. Bases 1 to 1629 code for a protein of 542 amino acids. The record is from RefSeq and is a predicted model, not a curated record. Gene Ontology annotation, cellular component: membrane.